Molecule: messenger RNA, 390 nt
Organism: Prorocentrum cordatum
Lineage: Eukaryota; Dinophyceae; Prorocentrales; Prorocentraceae
Source: the annotation of a GenBank genome assembly
AUGUGUUCGAGCUGCGGAGGUUCGAGGAGCACGUUGCUGCUGCUGCUCGAGGUGACGUGCGUGCUCCGCAUCAUUCCGCUCGUCUGCUUGAUUAUGAUACGUGUGAUAUCGGUGCUCGUGCUCUGCACUCCCAUGAUGGUGCUUCGCCUGGUUCAGGCGGGGCUCACCGCGGUGCAAGGGCGAACCUGUUCAGUGUUCGUGCGGACCCUCCUGGGCGUGAUGACGGUCCCCCAGUUCCGUGUGCUUAUGGUGGCUCUCCCCGCGCCGGGGGCGAUGGUGGCGGUCGUCUCGCUCGGGCUCCUCAUUCUCCUCAUUGCAAGGAUCGUGCAACUGACUGUUGCGCCCUACCUGCUGAAAUGCAUCCUACAGAUGCUGAAGGUGAUCCUCUAG